This is a messenger RNA of Biomphalaria glabrata, 3315 nucleotides long. RefSeq lists its product as uncharacterized. Gene Ontology annotation, molecular function: zinc ion binding; nucleic acid binding. The transcript has 2 exons. NCBI's taxonomy places the organism in Eukaryota, Metazoa, Mollusca, Gastropoda, Planorbidae. Bases 1136 to 2692 code for a protein of 518 amino acids. The record is from RefSeq and is a predicted model, not a curated record.
CUUGCGCUCCCAGAGCUAUAUUUUUAUAGGCUAGUGCCAAACUUAUUAUUUGUACUUCCGCUUUUUGUGUAUAAAAAGUGAUGCCACGCUGUUUUAAAACAGUUCAGUGUACAGUUGACCAGUGGUCAGUACCAUAUCUGUCUGUGUGACAGCUGAAUAUCUUUGGGGUCUGUCGUCUAAUUAUAUUUUUAUUCCUGUACCUGGGAUGGCCUGCUAUUAUUACUGCUGUGUAACUGCUGUGUUACUGCUUUUAACUGCUGCCUUUUAGCUGCUGAAUAUUACUGCUUAUAGAUCUAGCUGUUGUUUAUAACUGCUGUUGUUAGAUCUAUUCUAAUUCUAGGGAAGCUAGAAUCUAGUGUUAUUUUGUUUCUUUUUAUGCCUUGGUAAACUUAGUUAUAUUUAAUAAUUUAUAGUCUGUUUCUCAGUUCUGUUCUUAGUGAAUAGUAAGGUACUGAGCCUAAGGAUAAGAUAUUCUUGUUUUAGUGUUAGUGUUAUGAGUGAAAUAGUAGGAUAUUGUAGAUCUAGACUAGUUUAUUGUAGUGUGUUUAUUGUAGAUCUAGGUCUAGUGUAGUAGUUUUAGUGAUUUAGUUAGAUAGUUGUUUUGAUCAGUUUGUGUCAGAUAGUUGGUUUGGUUAGUUUGGUAAUGUUUGUAGUGGUGUAGAUUUAGAGGGUAGUUUAUAGUAGUUAGUGUAUAUAUUAUUUUUUAUUAUUGAUUUAUUUUGUAUGUAAAUAAAGUUUCUUUUUGUUUUAUUUAUCGUAAACUAAAGUUUGUUAUCUUGUUUCCAUUUAGUUUAGUUUAGUAUGUCUGGUUACUUAGGUGACUCUAGCCCCUUGGUCGUAGACUGAGGUGUCACAGAUGAGCCCACCCAGUAGCGCAAACAUCUGCCUACUGUUGGUAAAUUAAAAUGUUGAGCAGAAGAGAAUAGGCCCUCCCACUCGCGCCUGCCUGACCUGCUCACAUUUUUGGUGUCAGAAGUGGGAUCUGUGCUUGAGUGACCAGACUUGUAUUUUUUAUUGGGAUAGAUUAGGUUUUUGUACGAGUUUAGGCAGUGAUAGGAAGUAGUGAUAGUGUAUAGUUCAGUUUUUCUUUGGGCGUUUGUUAGAGAGGCUUUAGUUUUGUUGAGUAGUUACGUAGAUGAACAGCGAGGCAGCAGCAGCAGCAAGAAUGCAGCCGUCUCAGACAGUGAUUGUAGUACCAAGGACAGAGAUGAGUAUCCGGCGCUUCCAUGGCGAUGGUCCAGCCAGAGAAGUUGAAGAAUUUCUUCAAAAUGUGGAGAGAGCCUGGAAGUCUCAACACAUGGUGCAUCCAGAGGAAAAAUGUGACUUCCUCUUUGCACAUCUAGGUGAGGCAGUGAAGGCCGAACUUAGGUGUCACCCUCAGACGACAAGGGCAUGUCCAGAUGCCCUGGUACAAAUCCUACGCUCCACUUAUGGAGAAAGGCGGAGCAUCAACUGCCUCAUUGGGGAGCUGUUCCGAAUAAGCCAGCACCAGUAUGAGUCUGUCCGCGCAUACUCACACCGUCUCCUUCAAGCAUUUGAAGCACUCACAGACAGGCAGAGAGCUCUAUCUGAAACUCCCUUCAGCAAGUCUAUCCUGAGGGACCAGUUUGUAGAAAACCUCAGUGACAGGAUCCUAAGGAGAGAUCUGCGAGAGAGACUACUUGACAGGCCAGAAACUGAAUUCCUGGCGUUAAGAGACAUGGCCAUUAGGUGGGCACAAGACGAGGAUGUCGCACCACAAGUCAACGUCACAUGCAGUGAGAUAAAGAUUGAAGGCCAGAUAGCUGCGCUCUCCAAGCAAGUGGAGGAGCUUGCAGCCCAGAUUGUGCGUCUACAAUUUUCAGGGCCACAGAACUAUAGCUGUCCCCACUGCAACAACCAUCAACCUGAUCACAUUAGCGGCAGUGUGAGACAGAUUACCUCACAACAGCGCAUGGAGACAAAGCGCACUCUUAACCAUAAGAGGCCAACAACGAAGAACAGGAAAUGCUACACUUGUGGCAAACCUGGCCAUCUUGCAAGAAAUUGCAGGCUGCAGAACAGGUUCCAAGGUCAGCGAAAGAAGCCAGGGAACCGGGCUCACCAGCAACACCCUUCUAGAAGCAACUGCUCGAAUUGUGGAAGCCGGGACCACUUCACCCGAGCUUGCCCUGAUGUCACUGCAGCAGUGAAUCGCGUUCAGGUUGCCUCAGUGGAACAACCACAGGCAGUACAACUGCAACCUGCCCCCAAGCCAACAGAAUUGUCGGUUGAGGUGCCACAGAAUCCUAGGCGAUCCAACACUGCUCCUGAUUCAAUUGUUCGCAGAAACCAACCCGCAGUGGCAGAAAUGAUGUCGAUUCAUACCGAAGUUGCCUCACCUGACACUUCCGGUAAUCAUGCAGAAGGAGGUAGGGAAACAAAUCCUUUCCUACAGUUUCAUCCGGUCCAACCAGAAUCCACCUUGCUUUCUCAUGAGGUUCCUGAGUUGCAGAAGAAAAGGAACGACCUUCUGAACAUUGGGUGCAGAGUUCUUGUCGAACAGAGAGUCAGAGGCCAGGGAAGAAUGUUCAUGCAGUAUCAACCUUCAUGUUUUGUAAUUACUGCAGUACCCAAGUAUGCUUCUGGCUGGUACAGGGUGGAAGCAGAAGAUGGGAGUACAUACAGAUAUGUAAGAGAGGAGGAAAUGAAGUUCGUUUCCUCACCAUACUAGCAUAAUUCUUCAUUUGUAUAUUUGUAAUUUUUAUUUAAUAUGUUGGUUGCAUUCCAAUGUAUCAAAAUGUAUUCGUUUGUAACAACUCUAUGAGUACAUGUUAUCUACAUGUGUAUUUAAAAGUUUUUUUUUAAAGCUUAGUUGCUGUACCUAUUUGACCAUAUACAGAAUCAAGAGUACUUUUUUGUGUUUUAGCUGAUGAAGUGUAUAUAUUUUUUUGCUUUUGUUCUUGUAAAGCAAUGUAAUCUAAGUCAUGUCAUGGAGAUGUAUAUUUUUGUGUGAAAUAGAUUUUAGUGUGUAUUUUCUUUGAUGGUAGAAUAUGUCAGCAGUAUGUAUGUAAUGCAUUUUAAGUAGUUUGUUAGUAUUUUGUUUUGCGAGGACGCAAAAAUUUAAGGCGGGAUGAAUGUGAGCUUGCGCUCCCAGAGCUAUAUUUUUAUAGGCUAGUGCCAAACUUAUUAUUUGUACUUCCGCUUUUUGUGUAUAAAAAGUGAUGCCACGCUGUUUUAAAACAGUUCAGUGUACAGUUGACCAGUGGUCAGUACCAUAUCUGUCUGUGUGACAGCUGAAUAUCUUUGGGGUCUGUCGUCUAAUUAUAUUUUUAUUCCUGUACCUGGGAUGGCCUG